Molecule: messenger RNA, 1491 nt
Organism: Arachis stenosperma
Lineage: Eukaryota; Viridiplantae; Streptophyta; Magnoliopsida; Fabales; Fabaceae
Product: transcription factor MYB30-like
Exons: 3
Coding region: 152-1066 (304 amino acids)
Biological process (GO): response to auxin
Source: RefSeq, a predicted model, not a curated record
UUUUAUUUAAUUACUUAAAUUCCCCUAUUUAUACUCUCACCAUAUUAAGUCUUUGCUAUGCUAUGCUUGGACUCUUGCAUAGUACUACUCAAUUGAAAUCUUCAACAAAAAAAGAAAAGAAGAAAUUAGAAGCUAUUAUACUUUUGUGAUCAUGGGAAGACCACCAUGUUGUGAUAAAGAAGGUAUCAAGAAAGGUCCUUGGACUCCUGAAGAAGACAUCUUGUUAGUCUCUUACAUUCAAGAACAUGGCCCUGGAAAUUGGAAAGCUAUUCCUUCUAAAACUGGUUUGUUAAGGUGCAGUAAGAGUUGUAGGCUUAGAUGGACAAAUUACUUAAGGCCAGGAAUCAAAAGAGGUAAUUUCACAAACCAAGAGGAGAAUAUGAUCAUUCACCUUCAAGCUCUACUGGGAAACAGAUGGGCUGCAAUAGCUUCCUACCUUCCACAAAGAACAGACAAUGACAUAAAAAAUUAUUGGAACACCUAUCUGAAAAAAAGGCUCAGCAAGAAAUUGGAAGAAGAAAAAAAAGAUGGGUCUUGUUUGGCAAAUAAUAAUAAUGAUUUUUCAUCUCAGAAAGUUGUUAUGCCACGUGGACAGUGGGAAAGAAGGCUCCAAACAGAUAUCAACAUGGCAAAGAAAGCACUCACUCAUGCACUCUCACCACAAAACAAUAAUAAUAAUAAUAAUAAUAUUGAAUCCUUAUCUUGUUCUUCUUCUUCCAAUUCCAAUUCUAAUUCUUGUUCAUCCAAUAAUAAUAAUAAAGCAACACAAUCUUUAAGCUAUGCUUCAAAUGCUGAUAACAUAGCUCGGUUGCUCAAAGGGUGGAUGAAGAAGAAUAAUAAUAAUGACACUGCUUGUAGCAAGGAGGGCAUUUUAGGAACAAAAGUUUUUGGUAAUGAGGAGUGUUUGGAGUCUUCAAAUAAUACUACUUCAUCAUUAGAGUUUUCUCAAUCAAUUUAUUCCCAACAAGAAGAGAGCAAGACUGAAGAAAUUGGUCAAGUUUUGAUGCCUUUCCAUUUGCUUGAGAAAUGGCUUCUAGAUGAGACUAAUAUUGAGAAAUUUAUUUAACUAUCUUCAUCAUGCAUGCAUGUCACUGUUUUUUAAUCAAGAUUUUUUUUUUCUGUUGUUUUUUUUUCUUUUUUUUUUUGGGCCUACAUUGGAAGUGUGUAUAAAUAUUUCUAUAUUAAUCAAUGGUGAAUUCUAUGGUAUAGAAGAAAAAAAAUUUCUACACAUGUAGAUUUGUGUUGUCAUAAAAAAUAGUUGACAUGUGUCCUUGAAUAAAGAAGACAAAGUCUAUUGUUUUGCAGGUGAGAUGCAGCUUUAAAAAUGAAGUACAAAGACUUUCUCUCUCUUUCACCUUAGAAUUUUAAUGCUUAGCUUAAAUAAUUAUAUUUAUCAUAAUUAAUUAUAAUGUGUUAGAAUUUUUUGUUUUUGCACAAAAAAAAAUAUUUUGGGUUGAAGUCAGGUUUUUUAUGUUAUUGCUCCAUAAAUCU